This is a messenger RNA of Caenorhabditis sp. 36 PRJEB53466, 1734 nucleotides long. NCBI's taxonomy places the organism in Eukaryota, Metazoa, Nematoda, Chromadorea, Rhabditida, Rhabditidae. The record is from the annotation of a GenBank genome assembly.
AUGUGUGAGUACUUUUAUUUUAUACCCACAAUAUCAUCAGACACCCUUCCUCCCACAUUCUGGGCUUUGUGUGCACAAACUUUCAAACCAGCCUAUCAUUAAAACUUGUUUGUCAUGUCAUUUUCUCAGAUUUCGUAGCUCACAAGUUUCUCGCUUCUCACAUGACAACAUCCACCGGCGCAUGUUCUGUCGUUUCGACAAUUUUCAAGCCGUGCCCGAACGAUUGGAUAUCUGAAAAUGGUACAUGUUACGAGGACUCGUGUUGCACCAGCUAUGUGGUACGUCUCUACUAGAUACCACUUUUUAAUUGGAAUUUCGCUUACAGACCGCCCGCUCGUGGUACUAUCGGCUUGCGCAGCUCUCGCACGUCGUCUUCAGCUGCUUCGCGUUGAUUGUGAUCCCCGUGUACACGUGGCGGUACUCGUCGAAACACAUGCUUCCGGAAAACGUGCGAGUUCUCAUCAAUAUCAUGCUUCUUCUGAUGUUCGCCCACUCCAUCGACAUGAUUCUCAUUCAUGUAAGCCUUCGAUACAAGUAAAAGUUGCCGACUUGCACACCUUGCAUCAUUCAGACGUACCACAUCUACCAAUCGUUCCUCGUCGUCGCCUCGAAUCCAUGCUUUGUCCGUGUUCAAGUGUCCUUCUGUGCUCUCUACCGAUACACCUACUCAUUCUGCACCCUGGGCCUCACAACUUGUCAGUAUUGCCUCUACAUUGACCGAUUAUUGUGCGCCUUCUACAGACACUACGUGAGACGUCAGAAGACCAUUCGCAACUUGUUACUAUUCAAAUGUGUAAGUUGCAAGUUGAGCCGCCGGCUAGAUUCGUUGUUUUCUUUUCGUUUACAGGUGGCCACAACGGGUCUGGUGGUCGCGUGGGUGUACCGCGAGGAGGAUUCCGACUCGUACCUCCUCUCGUGUCUCAACAUUCCGCUCGCCUCGAUGGUCGACUUGAGUCUGGUGACUGCUGCCGUUUUUCCGAUCAACUUGAUUUGCUUCUUCCUCUCCAUCACCAUGUUUCGACAUUUCAAAAAGAAGGAGGACAGGUGAGACUGAAAUUCUGGGCUGCCAUUAUAGCUUAAGCGGCUUCCGAGAACUUGAAGGCAGUCAUUUUGGUUGGCUCGCUCUAACAAUACGGCGUUUGUUUCGAAAAAAGCCGGCCAAUUUGACGCCUAAAAUGUCAUUUUGACUACAAAAAUUUGCCCGUUAGACGCGUACAACUACAACUUUUUCCUUUUUGUUUGAUCACCGUGAUGACCCUUCAUACCCGAAAAAGAAUGCGCAAAAAAGUUGCAAAAUGAGUGUCACGUUCAUAUUUUCAUCUGCAAACUUUCAGAAGUCGUUUCGAUAUCAACGUGCACUUCACCGCCGCCGUCGACGUCGAAUCUUCCGAAUUCCUCUACUACGUCACGCGAACUCAGGCGAUUUUCAUCGUCCUCUACCCGAUUCUCAUCAUGAGCGUUCGCUUCUUCUACGAAAUCACACCACGACCGCUUCAUUUGACACUCGCCACACUUGGAUAUGUACGUUUUUGACGGAUUCUUCCGACGGUCCAUGACGAUGAGCUUCAGGUGUUCGACAUUUACACGUUCGCGGUGCCACUGGUUAUGAUCGAUUACAGCAAAAAGACGACUGGGAAUCGGAAGGAGAAGAUUUGGAAGCAAGUGAAGUUGAAGUCGGUCGGCAAGGAGGGCGCCGAUCAUUAUUUCGGAAUGAUCAAGUCGCAAUGGGAGUGA